AUGAUCGGAACCGAACGGACGAUUGUGCAAAAAGAGGUACGGUUUCUCGAUAAAUGGAUGUAGAAAUGGACAGAAAAAGUGUAGAUUGUUGACGUGAAAAUGUCGGAAAAUAUGGAUUGUCUCCGCCGGAAUAUUGAACAACUCGACGAUUUUCAGGUAAAAUGUAUUCUUAGUGGCCCGCACUUACCUUCGGGGCUUUUGGAAUGGAGAAUUUCACGGAGAAUCCGAAUCUGCUCUCCACUUUUUUGCUAAAGAGCACUGGCUGGCAAGAAAAUCUGCCUGUUUCUGCCACAUUUUCUAGCAAGCUCAUCUUCGGCGACCUGUAUCUCAAGAACCACGCGUCCGUUUCAAAAGUGGUCAACUAGUAAGUUAACGCAAAUUAUCUCGUAAAUAACUUUGUAGUUGAUUGUCUAUUUAAAAAAAAAUUAGUUUUCGAGUUAUGAACUGUUUUCCUAGAGCGACAAGAAAAAAGUUAGCGCUGGGGUCAGAGCGACGAUAACUCGAAAACUAAUUUUUUUAAAAAUAGACGAUCAACUACAAAAUUAUUCACGAGAUAAUGUGCGUUAACUUACUAGUUGACCACUUUUGAAACGGACGCGUCGUUCUUGAGAUACAGGUCGCCGAAGAUGAACUUGCUAGAAAAUGUGGCCUCGCCAGCCAGUGCUCUUUAGCAAAAAAGUGGAGAGCAGAUUCGGAUUCUCUUUCAAAUCAUAUAUAGGUCCCAUUGCAAAGGCCCAAAGAAGUCUGAAAUUUUGUUGCAGAUUUGGAAUCAAAUUGUGCCGAUUGUGAACAAGUGCACUCCACGAAAAUAUCUAUCAAUCAAUCGAUAUCCGAAUGAGGACGAGGCGAAAUAUUUCAGAUCGCCGGUACACAAAACUGGCCUGAACACUCUUUAAAACGUGUUGCAGCGCAAAAACCUCGACUGUACAAUAGUCACACUGGGAAUCGGACGCGACACUCGGGCGGAGCGGAAAAUGAAAAAAUUGCACCCGAAAUGCGCAUUUAUCGGCGCGGAUCCCGUGCAAAACGUGAACAGACUACUGUGGCGAGAGGUACAGUAAUUUAAAUGCAAAAAAAAUAUAAUUUAACUCAAUUCCUUAUCAGUUGGGCGGACAAUAUCACAAAAUCGCGGUGGGAACUCGGAACGGAACGAAUUUAUUCGAAAUUUUGCGCGGUGAUAUUUACGAAAAGGAAGCGGUGCCUUCGGUCGAUUUGCCGUCUUUUCUGAAGAGUACGGUCAAGAGUACGGUAGGCUACCGUACCCGUUCCCAACUACAGUAAUCCGCAGACGAUCGACUUGCUUCUGAUUGACGUGGAAUUCGAAGAAUACGACAUGUUCCCCUACUUUUAUCGCGAUUCGCAAGUGGAAAACGAGGGAAUCACAGUGUGCCAGGUCAGAAUUCCCCCUCGAGCGAUUCUGCACCGUUUCCAAAUUCAGGUGAACAUGGAGGUACAUCCACCGAAGGAGAAGCAUCACAAACCAAAUUUCGCAAAGUUCAUCAGAAGACUGCUCGCCGACGGACAAUUUCAUUUAAUGGAGGCCGACGACUUUCGAAACAACAAGAGAUUGUAUUUUGCGAGAACGGAUCGUUGGGAUUGUUCAUAGAGAGCAUUUCUAUAGAAAAAAAACUAUAAUAAAUAUAAUAAAACACGUCUUUAAUUAUUAGAGUUUGCUUGGCACUGUUCUAGAAUCGUGGUGGACCCAAAAGAAAAAUCGUGGACCCGAAAACAUGUCUUUUUGUUUCCAAAACGAAGACAAGUCAAUUUGCUAUAAAAAUUGUUGACGAUCCCCUGCUUUUAACAUCGCGGAUGACUCAAUCAAGCGGAAAAAAGCAAAAAAUCGCUGGAAAAUCAGCAAGGGAAUUCAUAACGCAAAAAAGCGGGAUGGGAAAGCAGCCGAAGAAUGUGGAUGACAAUAAUGACAAAUUUGUGAUGAGUAAUCGAGCUUUUCAGCGUAUUCUCGACAUUUGAAAGGCGUUCUUUGACGUGCGGUUGGGAGCUAAUUUAGCAGAGAGUCAUUGGAAAUGCGCAAAGACACUGAAAAUACGCCAAGUCACUGAAAUUGCGCCAAGACACAUAAAUUGCGUUAAGACGCUGAAAUUGCGCCAAGUCACUGAAAUUGCGCAAAGACAGCGAAAUUGCGCCAAGACACUGAAAUUUCGCCAUGAGACUGAAAUUACGUCAAGACACUGAAAUUACGUCAAUGCACUGAAAUUACGCCAAGACACUGGAAUUACGCCAAGACACUGAAAUUGCGUCAGCUUCAAGGUCCACACCGAAAGAUGAGUCAGAGCUUAGAGGUAAGUUACAAUUUUAUGAGGAUUUAAGGACAGAAGUUACCGAAUUUGUACGUGAUUGGAAAAUACGUCUCAUAUCAAAGAUCCGACCCGAAACUUUUGAAAGCUACAGUAGUGCAAGGAAGGAUUUCAAAUUGCGACAAUAUCCGAAUCAAAUAAACCUAUAUUGGGUUACUGUACGCGCAAAAGUUUGCAAAUGUCUGUGAGAUCACAUGGUGCAUCGAUGAACCCCCAAUACUUCCGGGUGCCCUUGAUCAGACAAGUCCCACGAGACCAAAAAAAAAUGGUGAAAGUGCACCAGCUCAUUUCCCUUGUCAGUUUGUCAUUGACACAAGUGUCUAACACGAUUACCUCUUCUGACUUUUUCAAUCGGAUGAAUAUUGUAGUCUUCUCCGAUCACGUACCACUAAUCUCCUUCUACUAGUAAACAAUCAAGACGAGGCGGAAGGUGUUGGCGGCUUCUGGAGCGCCAAAAGAUAGAGAAAGAGAGAGAGAGAGGGAGAGCACGAGACUCCUUCAAAUAUUGUAGCGGAUUCGAAUCAAAUUUCAGGUCUUGUGACUUGUUAUAACAUUCUCGAGGAUCCCCGCCCGAGAUUACUGUAGAUGUCUGUGCUGAAUGUCUCUAGUUUCAUCUGGAGUCGAACGAAACCAAUUGUUAUUGGGGUUGACGUGUUUGCGGUGCCUUGGCGCAUUUCUCGGAAUUCAACCUAGAAUGAAAUGUGCCCCGGUGCAUUUCCAGUGUCUUGACGCAAAAGAACUUGAGAAUGGGAGAAUUGUUGAUGGAAUUCAAGUGCGUGCGCCUAUUUCUGUUUUCUCACUUUCUAUUUGACUUGAUAAAGUGCUCACGCAACUCUAGGAUUAGUGCAAUAGCACAUUUUGCGCAGAUUUUGUGCCUUGACGCAUUCUAGGUGCAUUCUGUCUUGGCGCACACUUCUAACAAAGUCGGGUUGGCGCGUUUCAAGUGUCUUGACGCCGUUUUCGUCAUUGACACCUCAACGGUUCCACUCGUUGAGUGAUCAUAGAAAAAAAAAGAAGAAGUGAGAAUGCUCAACAAGUUGGUCCAGUUCCACUCGCUUCUCGACUAAUCCGAUGAUGCGUGUGUGUUCGAGCGAUCACACACCUGUACAUUAUUGUUAAAUGCACCUCAAAAAGAGGCUCAAUGGGCUUCUAAUCACCGCGUCGUCGCUACUUUUUCUCGAAAGUUCAAAAUGCGUGACUUUACGCGCUUCUCCUUUUUUUGCUGGUGCUGCUCGGUGCAAUGAGCCAAAAGACGUGUUCGUUUUCUUCGGCUCUUCUCUUCUCUUCAUCAUCCUCGUCCGAUCAGAAUAACUGCUCAGGCUCCGCCCACUUUUCGGGAUCUCGACCACACCCCCCCAACGGGCUCAUUCGGUCACACUUUCAAUCAAAGUCAUCGCUGUCUGAGCCCCCCGAUAUUAUACAUUCCUCUAUUUUGUGCUCACUCAUUACCCCUCUAUUCUAGCCGCCCCGCCACGUCAUCUUUUUUCGACUACUAAUGAACGUAUUUCAAGUAGGUCACCACAUUCAUUCGUAUAAAAGAGUGGCGCCACGGCUGCUUUUUGCCCGCAAAAAAAAGAAUGGGAAUAAUGUUUCAGAUUAUUUGCGCCAUCGUUUCGAUAUGUCUCAACUUUGUGCUCACCUAUUUGAUUUUGUCGAAAUCGCCGAAAAAGUUGGGCGUUUACAAGUAUUUGAUGUGCUACAUUUCGCUGUUCGAGGCGUUCUACUCGGUUUGGGAUAUGAUGACGGAGCCGGUGAGUUUGGAAUUCUUCUUAAACGACAUGACACUUUGUACUAGUAAUGUGAUCUUUAUCUCACUUUCUCUUUGCAGAUAGUCCACUCGUACAAAGCGGCGUUCGUGGUGCUCCGCGACUUUAACGGCUCCAUCUUCGAUCGUGAAGUCAGUUUCGUGAUGGUUUGCCUCUAUUGCGGACUGUUUGGCUUCUCGAUGGCCGUCUUCGGUGUGCACUUCAUCUAUCGUUACGGAGCAGUCAAUAAGUGAGCGUAGAAACCAGAGUUGAGCGGAAGAACUCAACAGAAGAACUCACGGAAGAAUUUUUAUCUUUUUUAGAAAAUUUUUUCAUGGAAUGUGAUCAAGUGACGAAAUGUAGAGCAAAGUGAAUUCUGUUCAUAGAAAAAUAAUUGUAAAUUUAGCUUUUCAUACAAAAUAGUUAUUCGAGUUGUUCCGUGAAAAAAGGGCAAACGGAAGACGGAAGGACAACAACUCGAAUAACUUUUUUGUAUGAAAAGCUAAAUUUAUAAUUAUUUUUUUAUGAGCAGAGUUCACUUUUCUAUACAUUUCGUCAGUUGAUCACAUUCCAUGAAAAAAUUUUCUAAAAAAGAUAAAAAUUCUUCCGUGUUCUUCCGUUGAGUUCUUCCGCUCAACUCUGGUAGAAACAUCACAGCCCCUCCCCAAAAAAACCGAAUAAUUAUUCAGAAACUUCCACGAGCGCUUCAUGCCGGGCAACGCCGUCUACUUCCUGUUCGCAAUUCCGAUGAUCUACUGCUUCUGGUGGGCCAUCCUCUGCUUCAUUUAUUUUCAUUUCAACGACACGACGGAUGAGUACAUGAAGUGAGGAGCAAUGUUCAUUGUGCAGUCAUAAUCAAAGUCUUUUUUGAUUAUAGUCGACUAGACAGACGUUCUGAAACAUUUGCAUUUGUGAUUGGCCCCUUAGGGGUGUCAUAGAACAUUGAGAAAAGGUUGAAAAGUUGAUUUGAACGAUGAUAUUCAACGGGUUGUAGCUGUGACGGACACUGUUUAGAAAUUGUACCAUAACUCAAGAUUAACGGGUUUUUGGAUAAAAUGAUAAACUGAAAAGUUGUAGAGCUUGAAAUUUGCAACAACUUUUCAGUUGACCACUUUUUGAUACAUGGUCAAACGUUUUGCAGAGAAACAAUAGAAGAGCACUACGGCAUUCCGAUCAAGGACUCCUCCUACAUUUGCGUCUACUUCCAACCGACCGGCGCCGACGGACUUCCCCACCCGGACCCCCGAAUCUUUUUCUCAAUUGGAUGCAUGUGGUACAUGAUUGUAAGUGUCCGCACGGUAUCAAAAAAGCAGUGUCAACUGACAAUUUGUAUAUUGUAGAUCUCCUCCAUGUUCUCAGUCUUCUAUUUUGGCACGCGUUGCUAUUGGGAGAUUCGAAAGACAAUCUCACAAUCGACGACCGUCUCGGUGACCACCAAGAACCUCCAGUCACAGUUGUUCCACGCGCUCGUCGUGCAGACGUUCAUUCCGCUGGUGCUGAUGUACAUCCCGAUCGGAAUCCUCUUUUUCUUUCCCAUGGUCAUCUGGGAACUUCCGUUCACCACCGAGUUCGUCGGCUACACAAUCGCACUUUAUCCGGCCAUCGAUCCGCUUCCAAAUAUGAUUAUUAUCAAGUGCUAUCGUGAGGCGAUCAUCUGUAGGCUCUCAAUUUUCCGUUCCCCAACACUUUUUUUUGUUUCCAGGCUUCUUUCUUCGUCUCGUCGGCGUCAAAAAGGCGGGAGAGCGUCAAACUUCAGUGAACACUGUCGAUGCGGCGUCUGGAAGUCAAGGACACACCCGAAUGGUCUAA
Messenger RNA from Caenorhabditis sp. 36 PRJEB53466, 5869 nucleotides. The record is from the annotation of a GenBank genome assembly. Lineage: Eukaryota; Metazoa; Nematoda; Chromadorea; Rhabditida; Rhabditidae.